CCAAAUCUUUUGAAAUCAUCUAGCCCCACCUUCUUGGGUUGGUCCUGAGGUGAGCUGGCUAUAAAGUGUUGCUGACACAAACCGUAGGUGAGACGGGAUUCAGUGCUCUGCAGGGUACGACAGCAAAGAGGGACAUAAUUGGAUCACUUUCAAAGCAAUCGAUACCUUGACGCGCGCAAGUUACGGACUAUACGUGGACAGCAUAUUGGACAGACCUUAUAUAGAACCAACAUAGACAAUCACAAAGCAUGAAGUUGGAGGUGUUGUGCGGGAACCACUAUGGCAUGAAACAUUUCGAGAUGCCCAGCGAUGCAGAGAGGGGUUCCUUUCCCGUUUCUGCUGAAGAGGAGCUGGGGUCGGAUGGGGACUGCGUGGCGCACAGCCCCACACCUGCUAUUCCGUGCGGCAGCACCAAGUCAAAACCGUACACACGGAGAGCCAAACCUCCAUUCUCAUAUAUCGCCCUCAUUGCCAUGGCUAUCCGGGACUCCUCGUCUGGACGUCUGACUUUGGCGGAAAUAAACGAGUAUCUGAUGAAAAAGUUUCCGUUCUUCAGAGGCAGCUACACCGGCUGGAGGAACUCGGUUCGACACAACUUGUCUCUAAAUGACUGCUUUCUCAAAGUGCUCCGAGACCCGUCCCGACCUUGGGGAAAGGACAAUUACUGGAUGCUCAAUCCUCACAGCGAAUACACGUUUGCUGACGGGGUGUUCCGGCGCAGAAGAAAGCGCAUCAACAAAAAGUUCAACAAGGAACAAGAGGUGUCCGAGCAGGUAGUGCAGCCCCAAAGCACGCCGCAGUCUGCGGCCGCCACCAAGCCUGAUUCUUGUGCCAAGUUCACUAGCUCAUUUGCUAUAGAUAGCAUCCUCAGCCAGCCUUUCCAGAGAGACUCAAACAAAGAACAUUCACCUCUCCUGCUUCCCUUCACCUGGCCAUGCUACGCUGAGGUCAUGACGCAUCAUUCAAACACACCUCCCUCACUUCCAUAUGUUAAAGGACCCUGCUAUUUGGACUCCUGUGCUGCUGCGCAUGUGCCAAACGCCUAUGGACUGUUUUCACCGACAGUCUUGCAAUUUCAAAAAUAAAUUCGGACUCAUUUUAUAUUUGAUGAUUAAUAAUCAUCAAUAUGCACUGAUGAGCGGAACCAAGGGAGGGAAUAGAACAAAUGACAGGAGUUUUAUGGGAAUACAUUGUAUUUGACUUUAUUGUGGAGACAUGGUAUUACACUUACUUAUUUGGUCAUUUCCCUUUUAAAACAUUAUCAGGUUUGAUAUGUUAUAGCCGACACAAUUUUCUUCUGUAAAUGUUACUGAACUAUGUCGUUUGUCCAACAAACAUGUUAAAAUAUGCACUUUAACAGUUUGUGUCUCGUUCUUA
Messenger RNA from Monopterus albus (swamp eel), 1377 nucleotides. It is a transcript of the gene foxq1a, whose product is annotated as forkhead box Q1a. Bases 249 to 1085 code for a protein of 278 amino acids. NCBI's taxonomy places the organism in Eukaryota, Metazoa, Chordata, Actinopteri, Synbranchiformes, Synbranchidae. Gene Ontology annotation, molecular function: DNA-binding transcription factor activity, RNA polymerase II-specific; RNA polymerase II cis-regulatory region sequence-specific DNA binding. The transcript has a single exon. Gene Ontology annotation, biological process: anatomical structure morphogenesis; regulation of transcription by RNA polymerase II; cell differentiation. The record is from RefSeq and is a predicted model, not a curated record.